UCUUUGUAGUUUUUGACUGAACGCAACUGUAGAGAACUGUGGCGCUGCGCUGUGUUUAUCACAGGUCAAAGUGUUGCAAGGCGGAAUAAAACCAUGAUUUGUCUGAAUAUGUUGCAUUUCGUCAGGUUUGAAGGUAUCUUACGAAAAAAAACGACAAUUACCGUUUUAAUAGCCGUGAUGGGGUCGGCGUGGGAAUUUAUAAACUGCGCCAGAAAACAGGUAGAGUAAAUAAACGCGACUAAUGGAUUGCCUUUUGCAUAAACAACCUUCAAUAUUUGCAGAACAGCGACAAAUAAAACAAUUGAGCUCGAUUCGAAAGCAAUUAGCAAAAGCACACAGAGUGAGAUUUCUCAAGGGCGUCCUCGAGUACAAGAGAUGAUCUAAACAAUCUUAAAGGAAAAUAGCGGCGGUCCAAGCAAUUUCCGCUAUUUCAGCGCGCCUCACUCCCCCUAUCUGCUAAACGUUAGUGCCGAAGAUAUGACGCGCAGGGAUCUUCCGACUGUAAAAAAGCCGCGUUUUGAUGGACAUUUGGGGGUAUUGGUUGCAGACUUCAAAGACAGCGACCUCAAACCGUAGAGUGUAUCUAUCUCCGUGUUGACAGAUUUUUACAAAGGGUGGCUUAUUUAAAGAACUGCCGCCGACAAAGCAAAAAGAACAUCGGAUCGUCGAGUGCGAAUACAAAUAUGUAUGAUUUCUACUCGACAAAUUUCGGCUAUCAGGCACCGUCCUAUCCCAACCCUUACGCGUACAACAGCCCAGAAAUGAACUCCUCUUGCUCGUAUCGCUUUCCAACUUAUGGAUUCCACGCCGGACCCAUCCACACAACUGGUGUUCCGAGUUAUCAGCCAUGCGAGCGCGUUUCAAACGUCGCAAGAGUAGACGGCAUCAGAAUGGCCGACAACACACCCUCACGGCCCGACUUCUGCACAAAAACGCUUCAGCAUUUUCCUCCCACUCCUCCGCCAAACAUGAACACAGUAAACUGCGCUAAUGAGUUUCAAAAAAAGCAAUGCAUCGACAAGUUACUGGAGGAUAGCGACGAAGAUGAAAAAAUAGAUGGAGCUAAACUGAGUAAAUCAAGAAAAGAAAGAACAGUAUUCACAAAGUAUCAGCUUCACGAGCUAGAGAGAGAGUUUGGCCGAAACAACUACUUGACGAGAUUAAGAAGAUACGAAGUGGCUGUGAGUUUGGAUCUCACCGAGAGACAAGUCAAGGUUUGGUUCCAGAAUCGAAGGAUGAAGUGGAAAAGAGUGCGAGGUGGAAUGCCCCCAAAGAAGUCAACGAGUUUGGACCAAAUGGAAUUAGCAAUUUAUUGAACUAUGGUGAUCUUGAUGAAACGAAUAAUUAUUAUCUCUUACUUAUCGUUCAUUCUUUUAAAAUGUCUCAACCCCUUGGCGUAAAAGUCUAUGCUUUAAACUUCUGAACAGUAUGUAAGGAAAUAGUUGUCAAAUUGAUAGUAACAUUUGUGGUUUUCAUGGCCUCGCUUCCAGCCGUAUAUGGCUUGAUUGCAAUGCAAAACAACGAUGAUCACAUGGUUAAUGAUGUUUUCUUUUUCUCCUAACCUGUCUGCUUACAAUUCGUUAAUUUUAGAAAGAGAGAUUAACUGUUGGUCACUAGAAUUAGAACGAAUAAUACAAAGGAUCUUUAUGAUUUUAGUGUUUUAUUAAUAUUGUUUUGUUUGUAAAUACGAAGUUCAGGUUUUCUAAGGUUAGUUUGCAUCACCAAAAGUAUACACACUCAGUCAGGUCGCUCAUCUGGUUGGCAAGACUAGACUUGGGACAUUAUAGACCAUUUAAUUGAAUUAGGUUUGUUUCCAGCACCUAAGCAUAUGGAUGUGUUAAAUGGUAUUUCCUCUUCGAUUCUUUUCUUUGUAAAAUCAGUGGUAUUGGAAAGCAUCCAGAGUGCAAAGUUAAACUCGGUCUGCGGUUAUACACCGCUUAAGUGACGAACGCAUAAUUCAACAUUCUUCUGUAAAAUUUUAUCUUUCGUUGUUGUGGGUUUAUAUCUUUUGGAAAAAGUCAUUCCAAAGUUUUACUUGAGAUGUGUAAUUGUAAUAGAAUGGCCAUGCACAUAAUACAAGCAAAUAAUUUUAAGAUAUCACGUGGAAACUCUAUGUUGACGCUAUUUAUUGUUUACCUAAGAUUAUUUACAAGAAUACUUUGAAAAAAUAUUUACCUGGAAAAAAUACAACCAGCGUUGAUUGAUACCAUUUAGCGUAUAAUUUGAUAUAAUUCAAAUACCGUUUUGUACAGUGAUUGAAACGAGAUAGAAGAAAUAAAACUUUUAAAAACUUUCUAACAUGAUGCGAGAGUAGUAAAUAUUUAGACUUGCAAUAGAACCCUUUUCAGUGAAAUGAAUAAUUGGGAUGUUGGUUAACGCAGAUAAAAUAAUGAUCAAAGGAAUUCAAGUCUUUCAAAAUUGCUUGUUUUGCUGUUUAUUUUGCUUUUAUACCCGUGUUUAUAUUACAGUUUCAGCCAAUCAGAACACGUCUCGCAUUUCAUCGCGUUAUGAAGACCCCUCAACCCCUAACAGAACCACGACUGAUUUCCCAUAAUAACCCUCCAUGCCCGCGACAUACAGAUGUACAGUUGCACCCCUAUUAAGCGGCCAACGAUUCAAACGGCCACCCCUAUUAGGCUGCCAGUAAUCAAAGUCCAGAUGAGGGCUUUUCUAUCGUUUUUACCUCUAUUAAGCGGCCAGCCCCCUUUAAGCGGCCGCUAUCCAUUUUCCCGAGGGUGCCCGUUUAGCAGGGGUGAGCUGAAGUUAAAAUAUGUUAUUACGACUAUUGCAUUCACGGGUUCAAUAGCCGAUCAUCAAAUUUGUGCCCGGAAUUCCGCGGCAGUUCAAGGAGUAAUAUCACGGUUUUGUGUUAUGUUUCAUGUGCUUUAAUUUUUAUUCUGAUAAAUUAUUUCAAAACCUAACUUCUAAUCAUGAUCAGCCCGAAUUUCUAUAGACUGUGUCUUCUAAUCGUCUUUCAAAACCAUUGUGGCAAGAUAGGCUAGCCAUGAGCCGAUUGUCCUUGUCGACAGCUCAAAAGGUCCAAAAGGAAGAUCUGGAUAGAGUUUACUGACUGCUCAGAAUUGGCCAACCAAGAAGUUGCUCGUUUAUCAACUUACAGCUGUGGUCUGAGAUAUUCAUAAUUAACUGAUGUGGAAUUUUAACUGACAGAUGAGAAGUUGCCAAAUAGUUGUAAAACUGACAACAGACAUUCCAGAACUCUCAUCCAGGCCCUCGAAAAGGGGGUUGAUCCGUCCUCAACCUCUUAUUUUUGCAACUUUGUUGUUUUCACAAACCUGAGGAGAUAAGAAAAAAAAUAUGUAUAUAUGGAACCUUAUAAUAAUAACUUUAUUUAAGUGUCAGGGUAGGUAUUUAGCUUUCAGAAGCUAAUUGGGGACACUACUACGUUACAAUGUAUUGAAAUUUAAAAUGUACAGUUAAGAAUACGAAUUAAAAUUAAUUGGGUACACUAGGAAUAAGUAAGAAUCGUCUUAAAAGUGGAUAAAAGUGGAUACUACAAUGUAGCAUUGCAUUGAAGCCAGGUCAUUUCUAACAUCAAUAGAUAAAAGAAAAGAAACUGUAGCCUGUGACCUAAUGUGCCACAGAAUUCUCCGAACUAUUAUUAUUUACAAGAAAAGUAAGAUAAUCAAUGCAAUGAUUCGUAAUUUAAUCCCGGGGUCUGGGAGAGGUAUCGUGUGCCAUUCCUUUUUGCAUCCUGAUUCUUCAAGUCUUGUUAAUUUUGUGAGGUGCAAUUGAACAAAUAAUGUUUUUGGAGGUAUCGUGACGAUUUAGGUCAACGCUGUCAUAUCGAUUUCAGUAUUCAGACACUGAGUCAAGUACAUUUUUGCUUGAUUAGGACAUUUCUCCAAGACAUUUAUAGUAAAAUCUCUGCUCAUCACCGUUUGAUGACCUUUUCAAGACGAUUGCCAUAGGUCGCCCACAAUCACAAGAAACAAUGGUUAUUGUGUAUGGCAGCUGGCAUAUAUAGCUCUGAACUGACUCAGUUUAGAGUUAUAUACACCAGUUGACACACAAUAACCAUUGUUUCUUUCAGGUCAGUUUUGAUGUAAUGCUGACAUCCAGCAGAAAGGCAAAAAAAUCUGGAAGCAGACAUACUGGGAACUGUGUUUCAUUUGAUGAUUUCUUCACAUGAAACAGACCACCAAACUACUACAUUUUCAUUAACAUUUCCUUCAAGCGAAGCAACAAUGAAGCUAUACGAAACAAGGAGUUUACAACAUGGCCACCCCGAGAGCAUAGCCUUGGAAACAACAAACUCGAUUUAGCAGCGUUUCUGCGACCUGUCGUGUUUGUCAACAAUUAACUCGACUUGUUUUAGUCAACACCACUUGUUAUGUCUUUUUAUGGAACCGACCGAUGAAAAUAUGCCUCCUUCAAGGUACAUGUAAUCCGGUGAAGCAUAGAUAAGCUUAUCUCCGGUUUUCGUGGGUGAUCAUAGCCAUUUGGACCACCAGCUUUGAAACACAUGUUCAAUGAAGAAAGUUUGAAGAGAUCGCUCUUAUCUGCGCAAUCUUGCCUUGUCACUGGCAACAGUAUUUCCACUGUGAUUCAUCCCACAUGAUGUUGCAAAAGGCAACCGACAGACGGUAUGAUCCCAAUUGAAAAAGAUUUGCAGGUGUACAGUUUUAAACUAUUAUUUACAGAGUGAUGCCCGAGUGGCCACUUCAUGAUAUGUAACAGAUUCUACGAUUGAAAACAGAAAACAGUGGUCAACCGGCCUCGGCCCAAAGGUUCUAUUUGAGCAGGAUUAGAGCAAGCUUUAUCCUCCAGUCGUUCUUCUCCUCCAUUGAAUUUAUACAGCUAUUUUGUUUUGCGACGUUAAGGACUUGGUUUAUUAUCAUUCAUUUAAUGAUAGGGGUAUUUUGAAACUAUUUGUUUUGUGCCUUUGGGUUAUGUUUGACCGCCAUGUUUAUUUAUAAAGCAAGCGCGUUUACCAAUCUGUGAAAAUAUUGACAUUAAUACGGAAUAUUCACUGAAGGAAACAAUGCGCUACGAAAUAUUAAACUCCUGAGAGCUGAGAGACACUCUGCCAAAAUUCUGCUGUU
Messenger RNA from Orbicella faveolata, 5063 nucleotides. RefSeq lists its product as uncharacterized. Gene Ontology annotation, molecular function: DNA-binding transcription factor activity, RNA polymerase II-specific; RNA polymerase II cis-regulatory region sequence-specific DNA binding. Gene Ontology annotation, biological process: positive regulation of transcription by RNA polymerase II. NCBI's taxonomy places the organism in Eukaryota, Metazoa, Cnidaria, Anthozoa, Scleractinia, Merulinidae. The record is from RefSeq and is a predicted model, not a curated record. Gene Ontology annotation, cellular component: nucleus.